GGCCCCGAAGUUGUUGGGCGCUAGGCCGGCUGGCGGGAGGGCGAGCGGGCUGCGGGCCGGCGGGCGGACCGGGCCGGGGCUGGAGAAGUUUGCGCGGCGGCUUGUGAGCGCAGGGUGCGGGCCCGGCCGGCCGCUGCGCGCCCGCUGCCAUGGCUUUCCGCAGGAGGACGAAAAGUUACCCACUCUUCAGCCAGGAGUUCGUCAUCCACAACCAUGCGGACAUCGGCUUCUGCCUGGUGCUCUGCGUCCUCAUAGGGCUUAUGUUCGAGGUCACUGCCAAGACUGCCUUCCUAUUUAUUUUACCUCAGUAUAACGUUAGUGUGCCUACAGCAGACAGCGAGACCGUGCACUACCACUACGGGCCGAAGGACCUGGUCACAAUCUUGUUCUACAUCUUCAUCACCGUCAUCUUGCACGCUCUGGUUCAGGAGUACAUUGUAGAUAGACUCAGCAAACGGCUUCAUCUCUCUAAGGUCAAACACAGCAAGUUCAACGAAUCUGGACAGCUGGUUGUCUUUUAUCUCAGCUCGGUGAUAUGGUGCUUCUACGUGGUGGUGACGGAGGGGUAUUUAACCAACCCGAGAAGCCUCUGGGAAGAUUACCCUCAUGUGUACCUCCCCUUCCAGGUGAAGUUUUUCUACCUGUGCCAGCUGGCCUACUGGCUGCACGCACUUCCUGAGCUCUACUUCCAGAAGGUACGGAAGGAGGAAGUUCCCCGCCAGCUCCAGUACAUUUGCCUGUACCUGGUCCACAUAGCCGGGGCAUACCUCCUCAACCUGAGCCGCCUGGGCCUCAUCCUGCUGCUGCUGCAGUACUCCACCGACCUCCUCUUCCACACGGCCCGGCUCUUCUACUUUGCCGACGAGAACAAUGAGAAGCUGUUCAGUGCCUGGGCCGUUGUCUUUGGGGUCACCCGCCUCUUCAUCCUCACCCUCGCCGUGCUGGCCAUUGGCUUUGGACUUGCUCGCAUGGAAAACCAAGCUUUUGACCCCGAGAAAGGGAACUUCAACACCUUACUUUGCAGGCUCUGCGUGCUGCUGCUGGUGUGUGCUGCCCAGGCCUGGCUCAUGUGGCGAUUCAUCCACUCCCAGCUCCGGCACUGGAGGGAAUACUGGAAUGAGCAGAGCGCCAAGCAGAGAAUCCAAGCUGCCCCUAGACCAUCAGCAAGGCUCAUCAAGAGGGAAUCUGGUUAUCAUGAAAAUGGAGUGGUGAAGGCAGAGAAUGGAACCUCCCCACGGACUAAGAAACUCAAGUCUCCUUAAAGCCAAAGUGCUGAGAACAGAAAUCCUCUCGGGGGUGCCCAGCAGGGCAGCAGGGGGGCCCCCCCGGCCUCGGUCACUGCCUCCCUUUCCUGUCGUGACGCUCCGUAUCAAACAGCAGGAACCUGUCUUUCAACGGGGCUUUUCCUCUUUUCUUUCUUCUUGCCUUUUUCUUAUUCUUCCAUAAACCAUUCUCAAUAAAACCAAAAAUCUUCCUUUUUCUCUCCCUCAAGCACUCACACCCUCACCUCUGUCCUGUGUUGGCUUUUCUGGAAGCCCAGGUUCUCCUGGUUACCUUUCUGCUGGCCUCCUUUGUUGUCUGUCACGGCUGCUGCUUUCUUUUUUUACUUCUUUUACCGUGUUGUGCAAUUUUUCCGUCUUGAUUUUUACCAUGAGAGAGAGCUGUGAUUGCAGUCCUGGCCACCCAGCCCCAGCAUCGGUCCCCAGGACCUGCCAAAGUCUGCAGGCCUCGUGUGAGGAGCAGGCCCCCCGGGGUCCCUGUGUGGAUGGGCAGGAAGAGGAGAGACCGCCUUCGUGAUCACAGUCUCCUAGGUGCUGAUUAACUGACAACAUGUAUGAUUCCAGUUCUGCAUGUACUGUCUUGAGGCCCAGCAGGGCUGCUGCUCCUUGAAAUGCCAAGGUGUUUGGCUUUGGGACUUGACGACUCGGUCCAGAAGGAGGGUGUUAAGUGUGUUGGGUCCAGUGACUCAAGACGGCUUGCCAGUGGUUGGUCCUGCGCUGGAAACCAGCCUGCCCUCGCUCUGCUGAGGAAGUGCCGGAGAUUGGACAGUUCUUCCCACUGUCUAGAGCGAGAGCAAGUGGCCUGAGCAUCAGGCUCUUCCAGAAAGUGAUGGUGGAGGUGACCCAGGACUUUCUGGAGCAGCCCCAGCUGCACCUGCUUUUCCGCUGUUCACCAGCAUUCACAACCAAAUCUGCCCACCAACAGGACUGGCCAGGCAUGGGCUGGUCUAAACCCCAGGCCCUGGCAGCCCUGUCAGGCCAUCCCUGCUGCCCGACUUCAUUUCUCUACCCGCAGGAACCCCAAGCCCCUGCCGGCCUCCCUUGUUGAGUGUUCUUUGGAAUUGUCACUGUUACCCGCUGAGCUUUGUCGAGCACACCGACAGCAACAGCGCUGUGGAUGGUGUGAACCAGGACGGGCCGCUUAGGUGAGCCGAGUGGCUGUACCGAGGCUUCCUGCCCUCUCGCGUGGUCUUUCCCUCCUCUCUCCCCAAAGAUAAGGCCCCGGCGGGGCCUGGUGAGGACUUGACAGAAGAGUUAGGCUUUCCAAGGUCCUGUUUAAGAACUGGACUCUGCUGCGGUGCUGAGGAGUGGUUCUUGGUGGGCACAGGAACAUCAGUGUCCUUUGAUGAGCUGGCCCUCUUUCUGACACCACAGUAGAAGCUGGGCCUUGGAUCAUCAUCCAGAAAGGGGGCGAUGGGUCUUUCCAUCAGGGCAGUGCCUGUUCUCCACACCACUUGCAUCAGAGAUCAAUUUUCAUUUUCUAGAGACUGAGGGAUUUGUUUUCUAACACCUUUGUAUCUGGAAUCACCUCUCUGUCAAAUGAUUAUGAAAAGGAGGAACUAUCCUUGGCUGCUGUUGGUUACUCUUAGGGAGUGUUUUUGAGAGUAGGCAUCUCUCCCAUGCUUCUCUGACACCCCCAGGGGCUGUGGAGCAGAACCUUGGUAAAAGCGUACCACGGGGGCGGCUGACGGCAGACUCGUCAGCCAGCAGCCUCCUGUACCUGCCCUGGCAGCCCAGGCACCAAAGGCUGUUCCCAGCCUGCAUCCUGGGCAGCGUGUCCCCACCCCACCCCCAGCAGCUGCCUCCCCAGGUAAGCCCCAUGAAACUGUGGACUCAAGCCUUCUACAGACACACACGCUGUGGGCGGGCCAGCUGCUGACAGCAGCCCCAGGCCUGCCCUCCAGCGGCCUCCCUGCUCCUGUGCGCAGCGUCCUAGGUGUUUGCUGCCACACAGACCAUGCGGCUUCGUGUCCUAAGUCUCCUGCCAGCUCCAGUGCUGUGUACAGUGUGCCUCAGAGGUGGUACCGCCAGGCUGGCAGCCGGGCCAACUUCGGCUGUCUCCUGAAGCACGGCUUGUUCAGUGAUGAGAGUAAGUCAAGGCUUUUCUGCUCUGUAAAAACCCUGGAGACAUGAGUAAGGCUAGCAUCUCACCGGCUGGGCUCAGGGAUGAUUUGAGGGGAGGGGGAUAGCAGGGUCGUUGUCGGGCACUGUGUCGCCCCACUGGCAUGCCUGGCACAGUUCUAGCAGAGAGGGCCAACUCUUUGGCGGGUUGGCUCAAACCGUGUUUCCAGGGGCCCAAAUAACUCAAUUCCACUUCACCCAGUGAGCUCAUUGGGCUGCUUUGCCCUGAUUUGGCCACUUGGGCUGUUUUCUUCAAUCUCAACACUUUUCUGGCCCCAGCUGUGCCGAGCCAUCUGUGAAGGCCCUGACAGACACCUCCGAGUUGGAGAGGCCAGCUCAGCCCCCCACCCCCACCCCGGGCCGGAGUACACAUGCGAAUCUACCUCAGCAACCGCUGCCCCUCAGCAUCUCUGACGGGCACCAGCGCGGGGCAGCCAAGCAGACAGCAGCGGCAGGAGAGGGACGGGGAGGAUCCUGUGCUGCAGAUCCCCUCCUGGGAGGCUCAGUGGUGGGAAGGUUAUUUUUACCAUCCAGGCUCUGAGAGCUGCACUAUUAAUAAGUUGCAUGUGUCCCUUCCGAAGGUGGGGACGGUUCUGGGGGAGGGGGUCCUGGCCAAGCUGGAGGAGACCUGCUUCUCCCAUUCCGGUCCGCGCCAGCCCUGUGUGUGUCUGGCCAUCAGACUGGAACUGUUGCUGAGAGAACCUUUUCCACUUCCGUCUGAAGGCAGACUUUACCAGCAUCUCAGAAACCGUAAUAGUCAUCUGUGCUCUGACCACGUCUGCUUCCCUCGACUGGAACCCCUCAGACCCUGGAAACCCCUGAAGCCUGGGCAGCCGGUUUGAGGGGUGUGUGCUGCUGGGUUUUCUUGGGGGACCUUCCUCCUCAGUAUCCUUUGACCUUUUUUCUAAGUGGUGAAUAAAAGGCAGGGGCAGAGAGCAUCCUGUCCCAAGAUUCCCGACAGGAAAGUAUUCCUCAGCUGCCUUUUUAAUUCAAUGUGGCUUCUUGACUGUACAGCUGGGGAAGCAUGGUUUGGAUUUAUUUCAUAGGCUUCAGCCUUCCGCCUUCCCAGGUGGUUUUUCCAAGGCCUUAGUGAGAGAAGGUGGUGGCGGGGGCAGGGGACUGGGGGCGGGGCGUGACCCGCUCCCUGCGCAAGGGCCUCAGCAUCACCCGUGAGCAGAUUUCCAUUCCCAGUCUUCACAGGCCUCUGCUUUAGUGGGGAGUGUGCUGAAGGCUUGUGAAGUCGGCACAGCUGAGCGGUCUUUGCUCCCUCUCCCGGCCUCCCGGGCUCCCAGCCCUGCUUGUCGGGAGGGAUGUCAGGUACCAAUGGGAGCUGGGCUGUUGUCAGGUCACUUGAAACAUCAGUAGAAUCUCUCUUUGGCCCUUGGUUGGCCCAGUGAGGAAGCCUUAACUAACUUCUCACUUUUUACCCCAGUUCUCCCGUGACUAUUAAUUCCUCCUCUCCAAAGGCUGAAAAAGACCACCUCCUUGGCCGCCUCACACCCCCCUGCCCCACUUGGCCUUUUCUUGGAGGUCUUCGAAAAGGGGGGGGGGACAAUGGGGCCUACUGGCUCUGUGUGGCCUCUCAUGCUCUGCAUCCUGUGUGAGUUUGUGUUGUAAGCAGAUCCUUGUUCUUUCUGUGUGAGAAGUGCCUUACCUGCUGUGUGGUCUCAGCUGUCACUCGUGUACAGCCAGCCCCCAGCUGCCAGGGGUCUAGGGCUGUUUGUCACGUGCAGCCAAGGGCACUGGGCCCGGUGUAGUUACAUGUAAAAGGGACACAGAUUGUAACAGUUUUGCCUCAUUUGUCUCAACUUCUCCCACACCCCCAGCAUUGCAUUAGGGUCUGUGGUGUGUCCCUUGUUUUGUUUCUGGCUUCUCCCUGGUGUCAGCAUUCAGGCCUGCCUGGGUGGCUGCAGCAGCCCGAGAAGGCCCAUUGCAGCGACCAUGCCUCAUACCCGUCAAGGGAAGCUCAGAGGGCCAGGGGCACUGAGCCCCGUUUGUGCCUCCAGCCCCCACAGUGAGGCCUGCGCUUCCAGCUCCCAUAGCCAAGAUACAAAAAGGUGCCCUUGCUAUGACCUUUCCUGCUCUAUCUAUUCAACCCAAAGUCUGUAUGACAGAGGUGUUUACUUUCCCAUCACAAGUGUUGGCUCACAGACACCUGUUGGACAGUGGGUCUGGGUUGGCCGUCGCAGAACUUCAAGCUCCUGAUUCAGUGUUACCUUGUGUUAGCAGCAGCCCCCAUCUCCCCUGCCCCCGGCCUGCCUGCCCUUCCCUCGCUCUCCGGGUUGUGCAAUAACCCUCCCAGCCAGUGGUCCUCCACAGGCCUUGCUGUCCCUUCCAACGCCCUGCCACUGGGAAGGGAAGGGAAGGGACCCACGGGAGGGGCAGUCAUCACCCCCUACAGAAGAAAUGUUCGCCACUUUCCCUUCGUUGCUGCCGUUCUUGUGAUACUGGGUAGGUUUCUGUGGCACUCUAGUAGAACAUUGUAGCGUUAUCUUAGAAGUCCAUAUAAUUUUUUUAAAAUUUAUUGAAAAGGAAAAAAAUAACUAUCCUCAUGAUGGGGCAUUAAUAAGAGGAAAGAGUCAGUGUGUGGGAAUGAGGUCUGUUGUGACACCUGAGGUAUCACCAUCCCUGCCUGAAAACAGUCUCGAGUUUCUCGUUCACGCGGAGAGGAAGGGCAGCCACGCGCGGGCAGCCCUCCGCCCCUGACAGGACCGCCUGUGAGGCUGCGUGCUGCCGUUUCCUGGGGCACAGAGUCAGGUGUUUGUGUGGUGAGACGAAGUCUCAUUUCAGUUCUUGUUUAAGGAACAUCUGAAGGACCAGCCGAGGCUGCUGGUGCCCUGAGCAACUCAUAAUGCAAAUGUGGAUAAAAAGUGUCUUUUUGUUUUUCUACUUAGCCUGUUCAUGUUAUGGACCAAAUUUCAACAAGGAACUCAAGGAAAAAUUGUACCUGCCGUAUUUAUGCUCAUGUAAAAGGGGUUUUUGUUUUGUUUUGUUUUGUUUUUGUGAGGGGGGCUUUUUACUUUCAGUGAACUUUUUUCAGAAUCCCUUUUCCACUGUUUCUGUCUGGUUUGAAAACAAAUUACAGUUUUGUAUGGAUUUUUUAAAUGUACAUUUUGAAGCAAAUGGUCAGCAAAUAUUUUUGAAAUAACUGAAUAAAAGGCAUAGAAUUAUCA
This is a messenger RNA of Phyllostomus hastatus (greater spear-nosed bat), 6574 nucleotides long. RefSeq names its product translocation associated membrane protein 2 (gene TRAM2). Gene Ontology annotation, cellular component: endoplasmic reticulum membrane. The record is from RefSeq and is a predicted model, not a curated record. Gene Ontology annotation, biological process: SRP-dependent cotranslational protein targeting to membrane, translocation; protein insertion into ER membrane. The transcript is spliced from 11 exons. Lineage: Eukaryota; Metazoa; Chordata; Mammalia; Chiroptera; Phyllostomidae. Bases 150 to 1262 code for a protein of 370 amino acids.